Molecule: messenger RNA, 1727 nt
Organism: Carlito syrichta (Philippine tarsier)
Lineage: Eukaryota; Metazoa; Chordata; Mammalia; Primates; Tarsiidae
Gene: MESD
Product: mesoderm development LRP chaperone
Exons: 3
Coding region: 59-760 (233 amino acids)
Biological process (GO): protein folding
Molecular function (GO): low-density lipoprotein particle receptor binding
Source: RefSeq, a predicted model, not a curated record
CCGGGGCGGGGCCCGCGCAGGUCUGGUCGGCACGGCAGCGCGGCGCUGUGCGGAAAAGAUGGCGGCCUCCAGCUGGGCCCGCACGGCGGUGGUCCUGCUUUGUGCCUCUGACCUGCUGCUGCUGCUCCUGCUGCUGCCGCCGCCUGGGGCCUACGCGGCUGAGGAUUCGGCCCGGACGCCUGGAAAAGCUACUCCACCUCCCCGGAAGAAGAAGGAUAUUCGCGAUUACAAUGAUGCGGACAUGGCGCGUCUUCUGGAACAGUGGGAGAAAGAUGAUGACAUAGAAGAAGGAGAUCUUCCAGAGCACAAGAGACCCUCAGCUCCUGUCGACUUCUCAAAAAUUGACCCAGGCAAGCCUGAAAGUAUAUUGAAAAUGACAAAAAAAGGGAAGACUCUGAUGAUGUUUGUCACCGUAUCAGGAGACCCCACUGAGAAGGAGACGGAGGAAAUCACGAGCCUCUGGCAGGGCAGUCUUUUCAAUGCCAACUAUGAUGUCCAGAGGUUCAUCGUGGGGUCAGACCGUGCCAUCUUCAUGCUUCGUGAUGGGAGCUAUGCCUGGGAGAUCAAGGACUUCCUGGUCAGUCAAGACAGGUGUGCUGAUGUCACUCUUGAGGGCCAGGUGUACCCUGGUAAAAGAGGAGGAAGCAAAGAGAAAAAUAAAACGAAGCAAGACAAGACCAAAAAGAAGAAGGAAGGAGAUUCAAAAUCUCAGGCAUCCAAAGACAACAACCGGGCUGGGAAGAAAAGAGAAGACCUGUGAUGGUAGCUGUGGCCCCUGCAGGGACAGGCAGACACGAGACUCUCAGCCGUGCUUGUGGCGGGUGAGGCCUGCUCACUGAUGACAUUCUGGCUUCUCCUAGAAAGAGUAUGCCACAUGACCACCUUGUGGUCAGUAUAAGAAUUAUCAUCUAAAGACUUCAAAUAAGAAGACAGGUUUUCUGAUUAACGUUGGACCCUGGCAAAUUCACUUUUUCUAAGAAACCAUCUUACGUGGAGACUAUACUGCCUUCCCGUUUUUACUCGGUGAGUCCAGAAGCCAAUCUGUACUGAGGCUCCACUCUCUUCUCCACACUCCUGAUCGGAUGGCCUGCGUGUCCCUGCUUUUUAUUAUCUGUUAACUAGAAGGAUAGCAGAUUCUAAUCGGAUCAGUUUUUAAGACUCUUAACUCAGUGGAAUCAGAUUCUUCUUGUUGCAUCCAUUAUUUUCACUGCUGUGAGGGGACAACUAUGCUGCGAUUGCUCUGCAAGGAGCUCUGGUGUCUGAAUAUCCAAUCAGGAAGCCAGUGUGUAUAGAUUCAAAACCUGCAGGAAAUGCGGAGACAAGAUGUGUCACCUGGGAAUCCUGAGGAGUUACUUUGAAUUCCUUUGACUUGAAUCUCACUCGUCAGAGUCCAUCAGACUUUAUGUGGCCUGUGAAGUUAGCGGUUCUGUUUUCCGUACUUAGGAAAGAGCCAUGCUGGUGCCAAGAGUGCAUAUGUUCCAUUUAACAUGACAGUUUUAAAGUAUAUAAAUAGGGAAUCAGCAGGGUCCUUCACAGGUGACUCAAUAACCUCAUUUAUGUCUAAACAUUUUUUUUGAUGAAGUGCCUAAAUUCGUGAUGCUCCGUAUGGUACUCAGCAGCUACUGUUACUGUCUGAUAUUACUAUUCAUAUGUUGGAGCCCACUAUGAGUAAGAACUAGAACAUUUAUACACAGUCAUUUUUCAUAACUAAAAUUCUUUGGAAAUGC